This is a messenger RNA of Verticillium alfalfae VaMs.102, 1134 nucleotides long. RefSeq names its product rRNA processing protein. Gene Ontology annotation, biological process: maturation of SSU-rRNA from tricistronic rRNA transcript (SSU-rRNA, 5.8S rRNA, LSU-rRNA). The transcript has 2 exons. The record is from RefSeq and is a predicted model, not a curated record. The coding region runs from base 1 to 900 and encodes 299 amino acids. NCBI's taxonomy places the organism in Eukaryota, Fungi, Ascomycota, Sordariomycetes, Glomerellales, Plectosphaerellaceae. Gene Ontology annotation, cellular component: 90S preribosome; nucleolus.
AUGCUUAAAUCAACAGCACGGAAGAGGAAGGCGCCUUCUACGGGGCCUUCAGGUCUCCAGAGGCGUGUACGCGCGCGGAAGGAGGAGGUUGACUCCGAGAUUGAUGAGAGUUCCAACCCAUCAGAAAAUGAGGGCUCAGAACGGAGUUCAGAUGAAGAUGAGGAGGACGAAGAGCCCAAAGCCUCACGGUCUUCCAAAUCCAAUCUCGACAUGGCUUCCAUCUCAUUCGGCGCCCUCGCGAAAGCCCAAGCAUCUAUGCCCAAGCGCAGCAAGAAGGAGUCUGCAGAAUCAGAAGAAUCAGAGAUCGAUGACUCCGGAAGCGACUCUGGCAAUGAAAGCAAGUACCGCAAGCGUGGCGGUCUCGCUAAGCGAUCGUCAAAACAUGCACCCACUGAGAUGUCCUCGAAGCGCCCCGUCUCUCGCAAACGCGAGAUUUUCCAGGUGCCCAAGGUCGAGGCCCGCGAUCCCCGCUUCGACCCAGCUGUCAACUCUGGCGGGAGUAACUUUGACGAGGCCAAGGCCAAGAAGGCCUAUGCUUUCCUCGAUGAGUAUCGUGACUCGGAGAUGGCCGAACUCCGAAUGGAGAUUCGCAAGACCAAAGAUGCGGCACAAAAGGAGCGACUACAGACCCUGCUUCAAUCAAUGCAGAAUCGGAAGAAGGCGGCCAAGCGCAAGGAUGACGAGAAGAGGAUCCUUGAGGAGCACAGGCAGCGGGAGAAGGAUCUUGUCCAGCAGGGCAAACAGCCGUUCUAUCUUAAAAAGUCGGAGCAGAAGAAGAGGUUGCUGACGGAGCAGUUCAAGGGCAUGAAGAAGAAACAGGUCAACAAGGUCAUCGAGCGCAAGAGGAAGAAGGUGGCAGCCAAGGAGAAGAUGGAAUUGGACCAGCUGCAAAGACGAUGAGGCGCGGGUGGCAGGUUCAAAUCAGCCAAGAUACGAAAUCUAUAUUCACUUCACAAGCACCGCGUCGUUCCGCCGGUCAUCAUCAUGUUCUUCUCUUAGUUGAAGUUGCCAUGCACACGAACCUUUUGCGAAAUGCCCUGUGUUGAUGAACGACAGGAUGCCACAUAUUCGGGAGGCUCUUGUGUUCGAUAGUCUUGUUGAUAGCAGGAUGCAAGCGCUCUUGUUGGUUGUUUU